This is a messenger RNA of Oryzias latipes (Japanese medaka), 3994 nucleotides long. RefSeq lists its product as uncharacterized. Gene Ontology annotation, molecular function: sequence-specific DNA binding. The record is from RefSeq and is a predicted model, not a curated record. Lineage: Eukaryota; Metazoa; Chordata; Actinopteri; Beloniformes; Adrianichthyidae. Gene Ontology annotation, cellular component: nucleus.
AGUAAACAGCACGAGGCGCUAGCAGUGUUAGCUUGUUAGCAGGCUAGCAGCGUUAGCUUGUGUUGAGAGGACGGUAGUGUUUUGUUGGGACGUUUGUGAGGUUUCUGGACAGAAAGGACGAUACGUGGUUCGUGUGGGAACUCUCAGCAUUUUCCAAAGUGUCGUAAAUGAGUGAAGAAGUGUUGAACGGAAAGACAACGUGGAUUGCUGUGAUUGUGAGACUAGCCUUACUAGCAGCAGACGGUCGGACCUGCGGUGAAGCGGUGUUUGUGGCAGUUUGGAGUUGAAGAUCGGAGCAGGAACCAUGUCUUCAGAACCUCAGAAAGGUUCCGUCAGCGAACAAGUUCCUGCUGCUGAAGAAAGAACCGUGCCUUCCCUUCAGUCUCUGAGAGAGUUGAUCAGCGAGCGACUAGCUGCUGCUGCUGAAGAAAUCUUCCGACUCUGUGAAGGAACCAUCGUCCAGUACGAGCAGGAGCUCUGUCGUCAGCGCAGACUGCUGAAUAUCAGCUGGAACCCGCAGGUUCAACUCCACCACAUAGUCCUCCCCCAGCGUUGGGUGACUGAAGAGAAGGGUCUCUGUAACCAGCAGAGGAACUUCAGAGUGGAACAAGAGGAACCAGAACCUCCACAAACUAAAGAUGAGCAGGAGGAACCAGCAACUCCACAGCCUGAAGACAAACUGCAGGAACUAAAACCUCCACAGACUAAAGAAGAAUCGGGAGAAAUAAGACCUUCCCCGAUUAAACAGGAACCAGAGGAACUCUGUAUCAGUCAGGAUGAAGAGCAGCUUGAUCUGAAGCAGGAGACUGAUACCUUGAUGGAGAUUCCUAUUUAUGAGGAAGAUGAGAACAGUGAAGCAGAUCUAAACAAUCAGCAGAGCUUCAAUGUCACUGAUAGUCAGGAUGAAGAAGGAAACCAACAUGAAGAAUCAACUACAGAUGGAGAGUCAGAUCAAGAGAACAGUGAUCACAUCAUUUUUUCAACCCUGAAAAUGCCACCUGCAAAAAGACACGCUUAUGAAGCACAGUUUAAACUAAAAGCUAUCAGCUACGCGGAGGAACAUGGGAAUCGAGCAGCGGCGAGAGAAUUCAAGAUUAAUGAAUCCAUGGUUCGCAAGUGGAGGAAGCAGGAAAACAAACUCCAACAAGUUAAAAAGACGCAGCUGAGUUUCCGUGGAAACAAGGCGAGGUGGCCCAAGUUGGAAGAUCGUCUCGAGCGAUGGGUUCAUGGUCAGAGAAAAGCUGGGAGAAACGUUUCUACAGUCACCAUUCGACUGAAAGCAGCAGCGCUUGCAGAGGAAAUGAAAAUUGAACAUUUUCGUGGAGGUCCGUCUUGGUGCUUUCGUUUUAUGAAACGCCAUCAUCUUUCCAUCCGGGCAAGGACUACGGUGGCGCAGCAACUUCCAACGGAUUACAAUAAAAGCUGUCCACCUUCCCCUCCUAGUACAGUGAAAAUAUCACCGACAAACACAUCACCACCAUCACCAACAUGGACGAGAUGUCACUCACCUUUCACAUCUCGUUGAGUCACACUGUUGUGAGUAGAAGGGGACCGGCACGGUAGCGAUACACUCAAGGGACAUGAAAGGUCGGCUUUUACUGUUGUGCUUGGCUGCCAUGCUAAUAGACAGAAACUGUCACCUAUGGUGAUUUUUAAGAGGAAGACUAUACCUAAAGAGAAGUUUCCAGCUGGAGUCAUCGUUAAGGCCAAUGAAAAGGGCUGGAUGGAUGAGGAGAAGAUGAAAGAUUGGCUGAGUGAGGUGUACGUAAAGACGAGUUACGCCACAAUUUGUGAAUGGAUUGUAGAUGUUUGGGCUAACGUGUCUGCUUCAACUGUUCUUGGAGCUUUCACAAAAGCUGGCAUCAUUCAUGAGGAGCCGCACGGCAACGAGACGGACUCUGACGAUGACGAAAGGGAAGCUGAGGUGUUUGAUAGAAAUUUAGCCCAGCUGUUCAUUUCAUAUACAGAAGAUGAGAACUUUGAUGGAUUUUUGGAUGCUGAUUGAUGACUGGAAAAAAUGAAAAAUAAAUCACAACUUACUCAGUUUCGCUCCUGCUGCCUUUUUUAAAACACACACUAGUAUGCAUGUUUUAGCGGUAUGUUUUAACCUGCCCGCACCCUAAAACCCGAUGUGCUUUUUCUAUGUGUCAAAUACAGAAAAAGCACCCAGUACUGACACUACGCCCUAUAAUCCCUAUGGUCAUGAAAAUAUGGUAUCUGUCAUUUUCUUUUCCUACUUUUCUUUAACAUAUAAAGAUGUGUUUUUCUGACACGAAAUGAGACUGGUGUACAGUUUUGAAAUAAUUUUAGAUGUUUUUUGAUGGUACGCUCCAAUUAUUCCCUCUAUGCCUGGAUUUUUUUCACUCCCUUCUUCUGAUCUAAUUUCUUUGUUAAAAUACUCCAUCUGGAUGUAUCAGAAAAAGUCAUGAUUGGUGAUCCUUCAAAUAUUCAGGAAUCCAAUACUGAAAUCUGAUAAUCAAUGGCAGUAGUGGUUUUAGGCACGGGCAAUACAGGAUGGCCCGGGGCGCAAAAAGGAAGGGGGGCGGCGCCGGCGGCUCAGCCCUUGUAAAAUAAUUUAUGCACCACUAUUGGUUUACUUAUGUCACAGAGUUUGUAACAGCCUGAAACCUAGCAGCACCCCCGCCCCACAGCUGUGUGCUUUCUUUCCUGUCUUUGAGAAGUAGACGCAUAAUGUGUGUGAAGGACAAGGGAAGGGGCGCGAGGAGUAAUUCAGGGUAGAACCGCCACUGAUCAAUGGAUUGUUUUUGUGGGAUCAGAUCCAGAGUUGCUGAAAGUUCUGCUGCCCUCUGCUGGUCAAAGUGUCCAAACAGCAGAGAGGAGAUUCUCUGGGAUUCAUUGGAGUCCAGAUUCUCCUGGAUGUGAACAGUCUCUGCUUCUGGAACAGAAGAGUCCUUCUCAGAGCAGCAUUGAGGAUCUGUUCUGUCCGGCUGAGAGCGCUCCCUGCUGGUAGGAGACAGAACCACAUCAGCUGCUUUUCUUUGGCCGUUCAGAAACAGUCUGGAGACUCUAAAAAACCUCCACUUCCUGAAGCAAACGGAUGCAGAGCAUCAUGUUUGAUCCUCUUCCUUCAGAAACGGCUCCAUUGUUCCAUCGCUCAGCAGUUUGACUAAAGCAGCUGAGAGUCUUGAUGCAAACAGACCUCAGCAGCUCAUCCAGAACGCCAUGACAGAAGCACAUGCAGCAGCACGUGCACGCUCCCAGAGAACAGCAGCUGAUCCAAGUCCUGACUUUGAGGUGAGACCUUUCUGUUCUGCUUGGACCACACUUCAACAUGAACUUCAUUUCCCAUCAUUCCAUCUGUCAGGAGAGAACAGCUGCAAUCAGCUUCCUUCAGGAAUGACUGCAGGUAGAAGGAUCUUUCAUUCUUCAGCACCACCAGGACCCACAUCCAGCCCAUCAACAGCCAGAACAUCAGUGACAUCAGCGUCUGAUCUUCAUCACAUCAUCAUCAUCAAAGGACCACCUCUACGUUUUUACAAUCUGAUGGAUUUCAGUAUUUCUGCAGCUUCUCAUUAAGUGGAUUGUCAAAUAUUUUCAUGUCCUAUUGGUUUCCUUACACCAUUUUUUUUGGUGUUCAACUCCUUCUAAAAUUCUUCAGCUAUUUUAACCAUCCAACUAAAAAAAUGUUCAGCUUUUUUCAGUUAUGACUUUUGGUCCUUCAAAUCAUUGAACUUUUCAAGAUAUUCCAAGAUUUCCAGGAUUUUGCCUCCUUUUAAAUAUAUGGGGAAUCCUUGAAAACCUUUGCUUCUUUCUGUGGUGCAGAAGCUCACUGGUUCAAUACCCGAAACUGGCAUUUUUCACAAAAAUGUCUUUUUUGUUAUUGUGCUGUUUUCACUUUAUUCAUGGUCAACUUUGAUAAUUUCUUUCCUUUUUUUCUUUUUUUGAUCAAAUUAUUACCCUUUAAGUUUAAUUUUCUUUCAGCAAUAUAACAUUUAUCCCUGUCUUUUCUUCUGGUAAUGCAGCUACUUCUAGU